Aspergillus ochraceoroseus IBT 24754 is the source of this 2054-nucleotide messenger RNA. RefSeq names its product putative lysophospholipase. The record is from RefSeq and is a predicted model, not a curated record. Gene Ontology annotation, molecular function: protein binding; asparaginase activity. The transcript is spliced from 3 exons. Lineage: Eukaryota; Fungi; Ascomycota; Eurotiomycetes; Eurotiales; Aspergillaceae. Bases 336 to 2027 code for a protein of 563 amino acids.
GAUUUGUUUCAGGGAGACAGAACUUUUCUGAACACCUAAAAGAAUUAAUAGAAUCUUUGCAGAGACUUUCAGUGGUCUUUGAGAGUGAGAAAGGUGACAGACACCCCAACCCUCUUGCGACAACGAUCCGUGGAUGGGUGACUGGACUCUUAUCUUAGGCUGAUCUACACUGGGGCUUUACGGGAAGCAUUUUGACAACAUCCAAGACCCAUCUCCAGACCUUGUUUAAGAUCGGUCUGUGGAAGCAGGAAAGAGUGCCUUCUGGUCCCACUGUCAUUCGUUGCUAUCGGUUGUCCUCCUCAACCGCUUCUAUCAGUCAGAUCCAGUUGCCUGUCAUGGUCGCCGCGGAUGAUUUCAUCCCCGAGCUGGCUGAACGCCAGUCGGAUCAGUCAGUUCCAGAGUCGAGGGUACUGAUUAUCAUGACAGGAGGCACAAUCUGUAUGCGACCGUCGCCUGCGGGCCUUAUCCCCGCGCGGGGGUUCCAGGAGCAAUGCCUGGCACGUGUGCCUACCUUUAAUGAUGGAUCGAAUUCUACGAUGCUGGAUGUUGUGGUCAAUGGCGCGGGGGAAGUUCAAGCUCAUCCAAGUCUGCGCACUCCGAUCACAGCAUACGGCCGGCGGGUGCGGUACACUGUUCUUGAAUUCGCCGAGCUUCUGGACAGCAGUUCCAUCGACGCCAAAGGGUGGGCGGAGAUCGCGCGGACCAUUGAGCGCAACUACACGCUAUUCGACGGAUUUGUUGUGCUUCACGGAACAGACAGUCUAGCAUAUACCUGCUCCGCGCUGAGCUUCAUGCUGAAAAAUCUGGGAAAGCCCGUAAUUCUCACAGGAGCCCAAGCGCCAAUGCUGGAGCUACAGAACGAUGCUACGGAUAACCUCCUUGGGUCGUUGGUUGUGGCCGGCCAUUUCAUGAUCCCUGAAGUCUGCCUGUACUUCAAUAACAAACUGCUUCGCGGAAACCGAUCUCUCAAGGUGGCCGCGAGCGACUUUGGGGCGUUUGAUUCCCCCAAUUGCCCACCGCUGGCGAUUACAACAUCUAUGCGCACCAACGUGAACUGGGAGAUUGUCAAUCGACCAAAGAGCAUCGAGCAUUUCAGCAUUCAAACCAAUCUCGAUACCACCCAUGUUGCCUGUCUGCGGAUUUUUCCCGGGAUCAAACCAGAGAUGGUAGACGCGGUGUUGAAGCUAGAUGGGCUUCGCGGAUUGGUCCUGGAGACCUUUGGCGCAGGGAAUGCACCCCAUGGACAGGACAAUGCAAUGACCAAGGUCUUUGCGGAUGCGAUUUCCCGGGGGAUUGUCAUUGUUAAUGUGACACAAUGCUUGACGGGAAGCGUUAGCCCUGUUUAUGCUCCUGGCAUGAGCUUGUCCAAGGCCGGCGUGGUUGCAGGACUAGACCUGACGACGGAAGCCGCAUUGACUAAAUUGGCAUACCUGCUUGCGCUGCCCGAUUCCACGCCCCAGCUUGUGGCAAACAAUAUGUCGGUGUCCCUUCGCGGCGAAUUAACAGAAAGCUCCCAACCUGUAUUCCGCCACCCGGACGGAGCUCUCCCAGAACGUGUGCAGGCCUUCACGGUGCUCGGAUACGCCAUUGCGCAGGGUGAUCUGAAGCGCGUUGAGGAAAUCGUCCGAAACGAGCAUCAUUGGCUACUGAAUGAUGCCGAUUACUCGGGGAACACACCCGUCCACCUCGCGGCGGCCUCUCCCUCCGUCGACAUUCUCCGAUACCUCCUCCUCCAGGGCGGAUCCGUGCACUUACGCAAUCGAAAUGGGCGCACGCCGCUCUUCCUAGCCGCUAACGCUGGGCAUUCCGAGCACGUUCUGCUCCUGCGCCAGUCCGGGGCGCAUCUACACUCGGACGAACGGUCAGCGGCGCAGCUCCUGGCCCGACGGCGGCCAGGGGUUUGGGGAUUGGCGGGGAUUGGGCCACGGGAAAUCAGCGAGAAGGAGAUGGAGGAGCUGGAGGCAGGAGAAGGGGAGUAUUACGCACGGCCGUCGCAGUGGGCUUGCAUGGCGGGGUCAGCACCAUAAUAUAAUUUUUUUUUUUUUUUUUUUUUU